CAUCUCGGUUACGGUUCCGUCCAUCACCACAUAAUUUGUUAUCCAUCCAUUCGCAAGUAAUUAAGCACUUACAAAUGGCAUCAUCUCCUUCCUCCUCCUCCUCCUCCUCCUUCCUACUCCUCUUCGCCUUCUUGGCCGCCGCCGCCGUGGCUGCCGCCGCCAGUCCUGAUGGUUACAUGCACCUGCGCUUCUACAACCACGAGAGAAUCCUUGGAUCCGGCCCCAAUGCCACCGUCGUCUACGCUGUCGAGCGCCGCGGCUCCACCUCCGGUGCCGGCUUUGGCAAUAUCAUUGUCUAUGACAACCUUCUCCGCUUGGGGGUCGAGACCGACUCGCCUAUUAUCGGUCGGAAUCAGGGCAUGGGAGUCGGCUCCAGCCUGGCUGAGAACUCCGGCCUCACCAACUGCCAGCUAGUGUUCACCGCCGGCAAAUACAACGGCAGCUCCCUCGCUGUGCAGGGGUUGUUCCCGGUCGCCCCGCUCGAGACCGUGUUCGAGCGGGCGAUCACCGGCGGCACAGGACGAUUCCGGUUGGCUAGAGGCUAUCUCUUGACGACGGAAGUACGCAGCACUAGCACAACCCUCACCGGACAGCUCGACGCUUACAUCACAUUUCGUUAAAAUGACUUGAUAAUAUGCUUUUAAUAAUUCACAAUUUCAUACUUAUGUAUUACCAAUAUAGUCAUUGUUUAUGAUUUAUGAGUAUAGAUACAUGUUGUCAAAGUUGAAUAAAAUGAUUAUAUAUAUUUAUUAUUGUC
Messenger RNA from Zingiber officinale, 757 nucleotides. RefSeq names its product dirigent protein 22-like. The record is from RefSeq and is a predicted model, not a curated record. The transcript has a single exon. NCBI's taxonomy places the organism in Eukaryota, Viridiplantae, Streptophyta, Magnoliopsida, Zingiberales, Zingiberaceae. The coding region runs from base 75 to 620 and encodes 181 amino acids.